This is a messenger RNA of Ceratina calcarata, 1069 nucleotides long. RefSeq lists its product as uncharacterized. The record is from RefSeq and is a predicted model, not a curated record. Lineage: Eukaryota; Metazoa; Arthropoda; Insecta; Hymenoptera; Apidae.
GCACGCAUACAACGACUUUAUAGUCUUACAUUAUAAUAUAUUAGUUCUAUCAUAUAUACUGGUGUUUCAUCAUCGUGCCCAUCCACUUCCUAACACGACAUGGCGCAGUCGGUAGAAGAUAAUUCUUGCCCCUAUCUUUAGUACAGCAAGCAAAUUCGAUGCAAUAAAUGGCCAGCGGCGAUAACACAAAGGAAGAAGUUCAAGAAGUUCAAGAAAAUCAAGAAAAUCAAGAAACGUGCACAAUGGAAGGAAUGAUGAGACCACCAUCUACACUGUCUUUCGAAGGCAACUUAAAAGAAAACUGGAUGAAAUGGAGAAGAAAUUUUGAAUAUUAUCUCAAGGCGACAGACCUUGAAUCAAAGUCUGAUGAAAGGAAAGUUGCAGUUCUUUUACACGUGGCUGGCGAAGAGGCCAUGGAGAAAUUCGACACGUUUGGAUUCAAUGACGCUCAAAAGAAAAAGCUUGGCGAAGUGUACAAAGCAUUUGAAGAUUUCUGCAAGCCUAAAGUGAAUGAAAGUGUAGAAAGACAUGUUUUCAUUUCGAGAAUGCAAAAUCCAGGUGAAAAUUUUGCAAGUUUUUUAACAGAUUUGAAGAAAUUAAGUGCCUCAUGUGAAUUCGGAGAGAUAAAAGACAGUUUAAUAAAAGAUAGGAUUAUCAGUGGCAUCACAGAUCAACGUUUAAAAAGUAGACUUUUGAGAGAAGAAAAUCUCACAUUAAAAAAAUGCACAGAUAUAUGCAAGGCAGCUGAAUUAGCUGAAAUUCAAGUUAAGACAAUGAAAAACGAGGAAAAAGUGGAUGAGAUUGGUGCGGGUAAAAGAAAUUUCAAAAAUAUAAGUAACAAAACGGACUUCAAAGGGAAAGCCAUACAAAACAAAAAUCGAGGCGGCUACGAGCAAGGAAGUCAACCGUUGCGUGAUUCCUGGAUAGGCGCACGAACAAGCAGAGGGCAGAGACGGCAACGUGCAAGCAAGUAGAGGCAGUGACGCGCGAGAGAGACAAGGACAGCGACAAGGCAGUGGCAAUUGGCAAUUGCUCAAGAUGCGGUAGGCAGCACAGACCGAGGGAAUGC